This is a messenger RNA of Pseudogymnoascus destructans, 765 nucleotides long. RefSeq lists its product as uncharacterized. The transcript is spliced from 4 exons. The record is from RefSeq and is a predicted model, not a curated record. Bases 1 to 765 code for a protein of 254 amino acids. Gene Ontology annotation, molecular function: ferric-chelate reductase activity. Gene Ontology annotation, biological process: copper ion import; iron ion transport; intracellular iron ion homeostasis. Gene Ontology annotation, cellular component: plasma membrane. Lineage: Eukaryota; Fungi; Ascomycota; Leotiomycetes; Thelebolales; Thelebolaceae.
AUGGAUGUGAGCGGGCAGACUAUGGGACUAGGAAGGGUCCUAUUCACUGGGCCACAUGGUGCUUCCAUACCAGUGGGAGAUUACGAGUACCUCUUCAUGGUCGCAAGUGGUUAUGGCAUUGUAGCACAGUUGCCACUUUUAGAGCGACUGGUACACGGUGUACUUGCCCGCGAAGCUCGAGCCCUUCGAAUUCGCCUCGUUUGGGAAUUUGAAGACACAGAUCUCUACGACGCAGUGGUUCCCAUACUUAACUGGGUCUUGUAUGAGGCUCAGAAACUAGGCAAGAACUGCGCACUUACAAUUUCACUCUACUCAACGCAAUUGGUCCUCCUUAAUAAACUCAGCCAAAGAGCAAUGGUAUAUGACACGCAUAUCCCACUUGAAGGAGCAUUCGACGCUGAAAUAGCGCCGAUGGACGCUAGAAAAAUGGGAGAAAAUGAAGCCGCACAAAGAGCAGCAGAGGAAAGAGCUCAGGAAAUAGGAAGGGGACGAGAAGAAAUUAUGGAAGAAAUUAUGAAGAAGAGAGUAGGGAAGGUUGGAAGAUGGCAAGGCAACAUCACGAAUGAGGCUCAAGAUGUUCAACAACCAGACGAGAAAAUUGACGAGUUAGAAACCUUACCCCUGUGUACGAAAUCACCUAGAAUGCUUAUUACAGUAUCUGCGUCGACAAAGAUUCGCGAUGAGCUGAGAUUGAUUCUACAUAGUUCUCUUAGCAAAGACAUUACUCUAACGGAGCUAGAUUAUCAGCCAUCAGAUAAGAACUAG